CGCUCAACACAACGAGGCACGUUCGUUUCGGUUUGUUUUCACGGUGGAGGCUGAAUGACAGAGCACGGCUGAAGUUGAGUUAAAGUGAGGCGAUUCUGUGAAAAGUAAAGUUUUAACUGUGGGCAGCUGAAGACACAGGGCGAGGAAUUUGUUCACAGACGGGGCAAAACGGUUAACAAAAUGUCUGAGUCUGUCAUCAGAUCGAAACAAGCUCAGAGAGAAGUCAAUGGAAUUCCAACAGAAGUCGUCUGUACAGAGUUCAGUAAUUACAUAUUUGUAGUUCUCACUCAGUAUGGCAAAAUUGGGACAUUGAUCUCUGUCACACCCGACUCCAGAUCUAAUGAUCUAAGCACCCCAACGUUCUCUACAAAAGUACUGCUGGGCAAAGAUGAGCCUCUGACACAUGUCUGUGCCAAAAACCUGGCAAUGUUCGUGUCGCAGGAAUCUGGCAACCGGCCUGUCUUGCUGGGACUGGCACUGAAGGAUUCCUCCAUAGAUGCAAUAAAACAAAUUAAAGAGAUGAUCAAAAGUUGUCAAGUCUGGUAGGAAGUAAUUAAAACGGACAUGAAGCCUGUAGGCGGCGUAAAAUACAGCUCGUCUGGAUACACUGUCACGUUUUAUCUCUGCAUCUUUUUUUAAAAUGAAACUCCUCCAAAAAGUAAUCUGAUUAAAACAAUUAUGUCUCCAAGACAUAAAUGUGCAGAGCAGAUUGUCUUCCACAAAACAUAAUUUAUGAAACGCAUAAUUAACUGUUUGUUAAAAAGAAAGAUUUUCUGCAUGUUGUUUUCCUUUCAAAAGCUCAAAGUGUGCUAAGUGAUGGUUUGCAAAAUGAUGUCAUCGCUGUAUAUUUUUUUCAUUAUUAACACUCUGGAUUAUUUUUGUCAUCAUCCUCAGAACUUUGUACUUUUGUGAAAAAAAGCCUUUUAUAGAACAUAUGAUUCAUUUGUAUUUAAAGAUGCAUAUGAGCUUGGUUAAGAUAAGAGCCUUGGUUUUGUCAAGUACAUUUUGUUAUUCAUUUGUUUCUAUAACAUCUCACUACUUGAGCUUUGAUAUUAGAACAAUAGCUAACUUUUAUAUGCAUUAAAUGUAAUUAAUAUGCUCAA
Molecule: messenger RNA, 1103 nt
Organism: Maylandia zebra (zebra mbuna)
Lineage: Eukaryota; Metazoa; Chordata; Actinopteri; Cichliformes; Cichlidae
Gene: psmg3
Product: proteasome (prosome, macropain) assembly chaperone 3
Biological process (GO): proteasome assembly
Source: RefSeq, a predicted model, not a curated record